Rotaria sordida is the source of this 645-nucleotide messenger RNA. NCBI's taxonomy places the organism in Eukaryota, Metazoa, Rotifera, Eurotatoria, Philodinida, Philodinidae. The record is from the annotation of a GenBank genome assembly.
AUGUCUCGUGACUUUCGUGAAGCAUUUUUGAAUUAUGUUCUCAAGAAUAGUCAUUCAGGUGAUGCUAGCAGUGUCAUCAAUACCAUUGACGAGUACUGUUGGACUCAACAAGCACUCAUGAAUAUUGGCGAUGGAAAAGGAAAAAUUCUUGAUGCGGCUCUACAAUCUAGACAACCAAAAACGGUUCUUGAACUCGGUACUUUUCUUGGCUAUAGUUCAUUGCGCAUGGCUUCUCAAUUACCUGAAGAUACAUUAAUUGUCACCAUCGAAGUAAAUCCUGAAUCAGCAGCUACUGCUCGACGUAUUCAUGAACAUGCUGGUGUUGAAAAUCGCAUACAAAUUGUUCUUGAUCAAACUGACCGUGCGAUUCCUCGUUUGAGUAAACAAUUCAAUGUUGAUUCAUUUGAUUUUAUCUUUAUUGAUCAUCAUAAAGAGGCCUACUUAAGUGAUUUUAAACUACUUGAAAAUGUCGGUUUGAUCAAACGUGGUACCAUGAUUGUUGCUGACAAUAUUAUCUAUCCCGGUGCACCUGACUAUGCAAACUAUGUUCGAAAUAAUCCACAUUAUACAUCGACAUUUCAUGAAUCGACUCUCGAAUAUGACAAGAAUAUUCGUGAUGGUGUAGAAGUUUCGAUUCGACAAUAA